AUGAAAGUCCUUUUCACUUUUAUCUUUUCGUUGACCUACCAGCUUCUGCCUUUCGUGGUGCCAGUCUAUUCAAAGACUAGCGACCGCCAGGCAGCUAUUGAUACCCUUAGGGAUGCACUGGCAGAUAACAUCAUCGACACCGUUGUAACCAUCAGAGGCGGUAGCAAUCUCAACCCACUUGAGUGGUGGCUUCACGUUCGAUGCGACGAUCCUGACGGCAAAUGCCCUUUUAACUCAGGCAGCGGUACUCAUCUCUACCAGGUUGUGAAGGACAACAGUAAUAAAGAGUUGCCUAUUGAGCAUCGUGCGAAUCUCAACAACUAUUACAAGAACAAAGGUCGCAUUUGGUUCCACGAGUUAUUACAUAUCGACUGGGCCUCUGGAGUGGACUCGCCUUACCAUAUCACUGAUCUUAUCUGUAUGCUAACUGAUCAAGAUGGUGAACCUUUUAACCUGCCCAUUUAUGGUCCGCAGCUGACUAAAAGCCUGGCCAAGUUCAAACUUGGUGCAGCUUGGUGGCUGAAGAGAAAUGCAGAUAACUUUGCCAUGUAUGUUAUAGCCAAGACUGUACAAAAGGCUACUGGCAACUACCCCCAUCUUCCACUGGCAGUGACACUCCAGGGAGUACAGGACAAUCCCGAUAUUUUCAUGACGAGCAACAUCAUCAUCGAUCGAGAGGGACGGACAACCAUAGUCGGCCCCAAUGAUCAAGGUGAAUGCCAGGCCCCCGACGACGAAGAUGGCCCAGGGGAUAAGGAAAACGUCGUCCCUUUUGAUUCUAGCACGUGGUUCAUGGACGAGAGCUACUACCCCGAGGACUAUAACCGUCAAGUGAGGGGCUGGUUGGCCGAUGCCAAUCCACGCCACAACCGUGUUCGCAUCGUGCUGAUGCAAACAGCGGCGGGUCCUCAAUGGAUAGUAGUCGACGACACGCCUGAAGAUCCGAUCAAGGACUUUUGUCUUGCAGAAAUUCUAUCAAGGGUUCCCGCAAAAGGAGAUGAAAACAACCUGGAGUUUCCAACCGAGCUUCCUGCAUUCGAGGCCCAUGGAGCCAAAGGGUCCUUCGGACAUUCGAUGCUGGGAGGACCCUGA
Molecule: messenger RNA, 1092 nt
Organism: Fusarium verticillioides 7600
Lineage: Eukaryota; Fungi; Ascomycota; Sordariomycetes; Hypocreales; Nectriaceae
Exons: 4
Coding region: 1-1092 (363 amino acids)
Source: RefSeq, a predicted model, not a curated record